Molecule: messenger RNA, 2462 nt
Organism: Amyelois transitella
Lineage: Eukaryota; Metazoa; Arthropoda; Insecta; Lepidoptera; Pyralidae
Exons: 10
Coding region: 247-2460 (737 amino acids)
Biological process (GO): triglyceride biosynthetic process
Cellular component (GO): plasma membrane
Molecular function (GO): long-chain-alcohol O-fatty-acyltransferase activity; diacylglycerol O-acyltransferase activity
Source: RefSeq, a predicted model, not a curated record
AACAAAUGUUUUGUUACUGUUUGACUGAACCUUGGACAACACCGCGAUAAGCGCGGGAACGGAACGGAACCGGUCACUCUGCGCGGAAUGCGCGCCGGCGCACCACUAGCGAGUUUGAAAGUUAGUUCCGAACUUGACUGACGUGACCUCAGUGCUAGUUGCCGUCAUUUGUAUCGGAAAGCGAGAAGGCUGAAGCAAGAAAAGGAGUCAUAAAUGUGCAACCCAAAAGUCAAGUAAAGAGUGACCAUGAGGGCUCCGGACAAAGGCGUCCGGUCGCGGUUGAUGGAAGAACUAUACACAUACUGCGCUUUCUGGAUCGCGCUGUCUACGCUGCCCGCCUUAGCUUUGUCCUAUAUUGUGGUUCGCAUCAGUAAACACAUAUGGCUGAAACUGCUAUCGAGUCGUUAUCCCGGGUUGGAUUUCAUCCGCACAAAUACAGUUCGAUCUCUACUUGACACACAUCGCAACCAGGGGAUCAUCAAUGUGCUGCUUUGUGUAAAAGGUAUUCCUGACACCGAGCUAAUAAAGCGUCAUGUCACAGAACAUUUGAUAGAGAGGCGAGAUGCCGACGGUGAACUUAUGUUUCCGAGGUUAAGGCACCAGCUCGUAUCUUGCUGGGGAAACUAUGCCUGGGACGAGAAUGUGAUUUUCCGAUUAGAAAACCAUUUCAUGCUCGCUAACGCCGUAUAUCGCGGACGACCAGUGACUGAUAAUAAUAUACAAGAUUUCGUAAGCGAGACGGUGUCUAAGUACUUCCCGACUGAGCAAUCGCCUUGGCAAUAUAUAAUCAUACCGUGCCUGUCUGCCGAGCCAAAAUAUUACAUUCUGGUUCGAGUCCACCACUUGUUGCUGACCGGCCGGCGAUCCAUGAACAUUGGAGAUUUUAUGCUUUUAGAGCAGUCGCCGAGCGAACGAACGCAAACAGAAUAUUAUCAAACAAGCCCCUUGUUGAAACUCUUCCCGAAUCCAUCAGCUAUUCCCGAACUGUUGGGAAAAUUGAAUGAAAAUCUAUCAAACGCUUGGAAUGAGUUUGUAUCUGAAUAUGACCCUGUGGAGAGCCCCCGAGCACUGAAAUCUUUACCUGGCGCAUUUCACGUGGCCGGCCUGAUUCUCAUUUCGGGAGUUAGCGCGCUGAGAGAACUAAAUAAGAGAAGUAGAAGGGACUCUAGGUCUGUACCACCUAUUACCGCAACUACUCUUCUAGCUGCUACACAGAGGGAAUGCAAGAGGAGGAAUUUGACGAUACCCAAGGUCUUAAUAUCACCCCUAGUAACAGCUGACCCUCGAAAAUGGCCGCAAAGAGUAAUAGGUACCGCUCUGACUACUACCAAAGAAUUCCUGAAGCUUCCGAUCAGAGUCAAAGAUGAACUAAUGGCCCUCAACGAAAUACGAUGUACUGGUCAAACUCGGCAGGCUCAUACAUUGACGUGGAAAUAUGGAGAGUUGGGGCAACUAUGUGCUCGGGCUAGUAAGGAAGCGUGGAGGGGGAUCGUGGAAACAUAUAGAGCACCCGCCAAAUUAUGGGAGGACACAAUUGGGGCCGAUGACGGACAGAGACAUUUGCUGCAAACUGUGUCGCUUUGCGGAAGGAAAGUAGCAGCUUGGUCUCGUCCUGUACCUCGCGCGGGAAUCGAACGCGCGGCCCGAGCACUAGGUGUAUCCUCAACCGACGUCGCUCUAUUCGCGGCCACCGACGGAAUCCGCGCUUUCUUCGAGCAUGCCCAUGCAGAACCACCAGAAGCAGUUCUCACAACCGCAAGAGCCGCAUCAGAAGACUUCCUCUUCACUUUUGCGGAGGGUCACGGAAAGAGAUAUAAGAAGUCGCAGACUGGAGGCAUGAUCUGCCUAUCACUACCUGUUGGGGCCACUCCUCGGCGCAUCGCCGCCGUGGUAGAACAAGCAUGCGCUCGUCAAGGCGCAUUAGCCGGCGCCUGGGCCGCUCAGGCGCGAUGGGGAGCUUUAACCAGGGCCGUACCAUCACCAUUUGCAAAGCUAACUCUUAACGUGUUGUCAAGAAGAUAUGCCGUGUCGUACGCCGAGAUAGAUGCACCACUGGGCUCUAGAGAAAGGAAAACAUUGUGGGGACAGACUGUGGACUACGUAGUGUAUUGGCGACCACCGCAAGCAAACAUUAGCAUGUCGUUAACAGUGAUACAGUACGCAGACACAGUACGUCUUGCCGUGAUGACGGACGCACGCCUGUCACCCGCGCACACCGUACCCGCAACAAGAUGGCCGAUGGCCAUAGAGCAACUCAUCGCGAAGGUCGACCAAGAAAUCGCAAGGAUCGCGGCACAAACCAAUACUAAUAUUCCCCAGAUUAUUACGCCUCGAGAACAGACAGCAAGCGAUGAAACACAAGAAACAGUAGAAGAAACUCAAUCUCCACACAACCUUAGGCCCCCGGCUCCAACCGUAUCUAGUCCGCCGCCUUUCAGAAGGCGCGUUACUCACCAUUAGUG